This is a messenger RNA of Cladophialophora psammophila CBS 110553, 1545 nucleotides long. RefSeq lists its product as uncharacterized. Gene Ontology annotation, molecular function: carbohydrate:proton symporter activity. Bases 1 to 1545 code for a protein of 514 amino acids. Gene Ontology annotation, cellular component: membrane. Gene Ontology annotation, biological process: transmembrane transport; carbohydrate transport. NCBI's taxonomy places the organism in Eukaryota, Fungi, Ascomycota, Eurotiomycetes, Chaetothyriales, Herpotrichiellaceae. The transcript is spliced from 4 exons. The record is from RefSeq and is a predicted model, not a curated record.
AUGAAUUCGUACCAACUGUGGUGCCUUCUCUACUGCUCUUGUGGGGCCCUUUUCUACGGCUACGACUCGGGUCUAACGACCUCGAUUAUCGCCUACCCCGAGUUCACAGGAUACUUCAAGUUCAAAUCCUCUACCUUGGGCGCGCUCGGAUCGGUGUACUACGCUGGGAUCGCCAUCGGCGCGGCCACGAUCGCAUACUUGGCGGACAAGUUCGGACGAAGGAGAGUCGUUCAGAUCUCAUGUGCGAUUUCCGUAAUCGGCGCUGCCUUGCAGACCGCCGCUGUCAACCUUCCUAUGCUUCUUGUGGGCAGAGUCAUUGGUGGGAUCGCUUGCGGAAUUAUCUGGUCGUUGUGCCCCAUGUACCUCAGCGAGUUGUCACCACCUCACCUCCGUGGUACAGUUGGAUGUCUAUACAGCAUCACACUCAAUGUCGGCUAUGCUGGCAGCGAGUGGAUGGGGCUGGGUUUCUCGUAUCUGCAUGGCGGUCAAGUCAAGUGGCGCAUUUUCCUGGGGCUUCAAAUUGUCUGCGCCGUCCUAAUGUGUUUGGGGUCGUUCACUGUAUGCGAGUCCCCAAGGUGGUUGAUUGCGCAAAAGAGGGAUGACGAAGCUCUACGGGUUCUGGAAAGACUACAUCAAGGCAAGCAACAAUCACUUGAGGAUGAGAGAGAGCAUAACAGAAUUCCCUUCUACAGAAGAGAAUUUAACCAAAUCCAAGCGCAAAUUCGCUUCGAACAGGAAAGCCCUCAGGUGGGAAUUGUGGCUGCGAUGGAACGACCGUCGUACCGAAAACGCAUCUACCUUAUUGUCUUCUUCUUCGUCUUUCAACAGCUGACGGCGGUUAAUGGCCUGCAAAAUUACCAGGUUAUCCUCUACAGAACACUCGGGCUGGGGGGGAAGAUGCCGCUUAUCCUGGUGGGUGUUUGGGGCACUACAUCGCUCAUCAUGGCCAUUCCGUGCAUGUACUUCCUCGACCGUUGGGGCCGUCGACCAAACUUUUUCAUCUCCAUGUCGAUUAUCCUCGUUUCCACCACUAUGUUGAUUGUCUUCUGGGCAAGGUACGAGAAGGGCCAUAACACGAACCAUGCGCUAGGAAGUUUAGCCCUCUGGAGCAUGUUCAUGUGGCUUGUUGGCUACGGCUGGGUAAUGAAUGCCUUCGGCUAUACAUAUACCCCCGAGAUUUUGCCCAUGGAGAUCCGCGCUACGGGCAUGGCUUUAGGAUACGCGGCCAAGACUGUGACCACAAUCUGGGUGGUGCAAGUCACUCCCGUUGCAAUCAGGAACAUCAGCUGGCGGUUUUUCAUCAUCUUUCUUAUCUGUGACGCCUUUUUCCUUGUGGUGUUUUACAUCUUUUUCCCAGAGACCGCCAAUAUCCCUCUCGAAGAAGUCGCUGCGCUUUUUGGCGAUAAUGUCGUCGUCAAGCUGGAUGACGCUGAAAAAGUCCCUGGACAGAUCGAGAAUGAGAUCGAAUGCGCCAACCACAACGAGAAUCCCGGUGCAACACAGCACAAGUCGAUCGUCGUCGAUCACGUCGAGGUCCUCAAGUAG